This is a messenger RNA of Chiloscyllium plagiosum (whitespotted bambooshark), 3019 nucleotides long. It is a transcript of the gene gdpd1, whose product is annotated as glycerophosphodiester phosphodiesterase domain containing 1. Gene Ontology annotation, biological process: glycerophospholipid catabolic process; N-acylethanolamine metabolic process. The record is from RefSeq and is a predicted model, not a curated record. Gene Ontology annotation, molecular function: phosphoric diester hydrolase activity; phosphatidylcholine lysophospholipase A1 activity. Lineage: Eukaryota; Metazoa; Chordata; Chondrichthyes; Orectolobiformes; Hemiscylliidae. Gene Ontology annotation, cellular component: endoplasmic reticulum membrane.
AGGGGGCGGGGCCGAACUGAUUGCGCAUGCAGCUCAUUGGCUGCGCAACCACGGGAAUUGUAACAAAAACAGUGACCCAUUGGGAAGGCGCUCCGGGAGUCCUUUUGCGCAGGUGCGGGUGACGGCACACUUCUCCAGACCGGCUCUGACCCUGGAGCAGGGGCAUUAAGUGGAGAGGCUGCUACGGAGGGAGAAAUGUCAGCAACGAUGUAUAUUCUGUCCACUCUGGGAGGUUAUGUACUGUCCUCGGCUUUGCUCUUCAAGUGCCCAGGGUUGCUGCACAAAAAGAAGAAACAGAGCUUCAGGAGCCGGCAUAUCUCUCACCGCGGAGGUGCAGGAGAGAACCUGGAAAACACAAUGGCGGCCUUCAGGCAUGCUGUGCAGUUGGGAACAGAGAUGCUGGAGCUUGAUUGUCACAUGACCAAAGAUGGCCAAGUAGUUGUGUCACAUGAUGACAAUUUGAAAAGAACCACAGGGAUGGAUGUGGACAUAGCUGACCUCACAUUCUCAGAGCUCCCACCUUACCAUUGCAGGCUGCAUGUCUCUUUCAAGAAAGAUUGCUUCUGUGUGGGAGGAGAGGACAGAAAGAUCCCUCUCCUGCGGGAAGUACUUGAAGCCUUUCCAAAGAUUCCCAUCAACAUUGACAUCAAGGUCAACAAUGAUGCCCUCAUUGAAAAGGUAUCAGAUUUGGUGAAGGAGUUUAAUCGACAGGACAUCACUGUCUGGGGCAACACCAGUGACAAUAUUGUGAAGAAAUGUUACAAGACGAAUCCGAACAUUCCAAUCUUGUUCAGUCUGCAGCGAGUGCUUCUUAUACUGGGGUUGUUUUACACUGGGCUCCUGCCUUUCUUCCCAAUUCGGGAGCAGUUCCUGGAGAUACCCAUGCCCUCCAUUAUGCUGAAGUUAAAAGACUCAAAGAAGAUCUCAAGGAUUUACCGGUUUAUGAUUUGGCUCGCUGACACUUUGCUAAUGAGGACAUCGCUGUUUGAGCAUCUGAAAGCACGAGGCAUUCAGAUUUACAUAUGGGUCUUAAAUGAUGAACAAGACUUCAAGAGGGCCUUUGAUUUGGGAGCGACUGGUGUCAUGACAGACUAUCCAUCCCAGUUGAAGAAGUUUCUGGAACACUAUCCUUGCAGAGAUCAGUAGGAAUGGAGAUGGGAAGGGCAUGGGUGAAGGUGGGUGACAGAGAGGGGAAAGAGGCCAAAGAAAACCCUUCAGCUUAUGAUACCAGCUUUGGCCUGUCAAUUCAGUAUUCUUGUAAUACAAGCACCCAUUACGUUCACUGCAGCAAGAGCAGAGCAGUUCCCAAUCAUUCAGGCUUGUUCAUUGUCGGUUAACACUAAUUUUGGGUGCAGAAAACGUUCAUCUUUUAACGUUAAUAAUUUUGUUUGAAGCAUCUACAAGAACUGAGUCUAGUUAUUUGAGGGCAACACCCUUCUCCUUGGUCAGGAAUAUGACACGUUUAUCUUUUGUUACUGACUCAUGUAAGUUUGUAUAUAAAGCAACCUAAUGGAUUUAUAUUAAGAUGAUAUAGUUGAAACCAUUGAAUCACAGAAUCUUACUGCACAUGAGACCAUUCAGCCCAUACCGGUACUGGCUCACUGCAUGAGAUAUCCAUUUAGUCCCAAAACCCAAACUUUUUUGAUUAUUAAUCCUGUUAAUUUUUGAAAGUGUUGAUUGGAAUCUACUCCCACCACGCAUUAAGCAUUUGAAUACCGCAUUCUGGAAAUGUUUAGGCUAGUGACCUGUGGAAAGUCAAUUUUUGUCGAUGUGCUUAGAGUGUAUGCUCACUGUUGGCCUAAAAGAGGUUUAGGUGGAGAGGGUUGUGAUAUAUCAACAAAGAAUCCGUACCUGGAAUAUGGCAUGGCAGUGUGCUGAAUGUGGUUGAUGUUUUGCAUCCUUCUCUCAUCAGGAUAAGUGCAAAAAUGCCAAAUUUCAGUUAGUCACAGCUAAUUAUACCAAAAAGAGAAAAAGGAUGCGGAUUUCUUGAAAGUCAGUUCCAGCUGAGGCACCAUCAUGGAGGAAGAAAAACAUGGGGAACUAUAGGCUUUGCAAAAAUAAAGGCUCAAGAUUACUUUUGUUUGUGAAUAAUGCAGAGACUGUUUGUUUGUAUGAAUGUUGGCUGCUUAUGACAAGAAUAAAUGAGUCAUUUUCUAAUUGUCCAAGAGCUUGAGGAGCCUGUAGUUCCCUGUUGCUUCUGCCACAGCAAUGCCUCAGUUGAUCAGAGUCAGCCUUUCCAACCAAUUGGUAUUCCAUUUCUUUGUAACAUAAGCAGUUUUGCUUGUUAGAAAUUUGACAUUCUUGCAAUUGUGUUGAAGACUGCAAGGCAAAAAAGAACUUCACCAUGUUCCUCUCUUCAGCAGUAGGGGGUGUUAACUGUCUCUCUCUUCAGACAGCAGAGACCUGUAUCACCAUUGUUUUCCAUUUUUAUUUUCUUAAAUACAAGAAUCAGUAAAAGGAAGUGAUUUUUGUUAGUAUUGCAGGAUUGAAAGAGGAAGCAGAUGGGGAUUUCCUACUUUGUAUGUGGUUCAGUUUGUAGCUUCAAAAUCAGGCCUCAACUACUUCUGACUCUGCUUUUGAGCAUUGUGAUUUUGGGGAGAGGGGUAGGUGAGGUGGAAGAAGUAAAUGCUUCUAGUUUUGAGAAGUUGAUUAAAAACAGCAUCUCUCUCCACCCAAACUGGGGAGGGUAGAUGAAUAAAAUCUUGCCAGGCUUCAAUGAGUAAGGAGACGUGCUCCCAUUGAAUUAACUCCGAGAGGUCCAAGUCUUAAUCACAAGGUAAUAAAUUAUAUUCUUUUAUGGUUUAUGAAUCUCUCCUUAUUCAUUUGCAUCAACAAUUUGCUUUUACAUAGCACCUUUUAAUGUUGUAACAUGUCCCAAGGCUCUUCACAGAUGCAUAACAAAAUGAGAGGCAGAGUCACAUUAGAAGAUAACAGUGGACAACAAAUUGCUCAAAGGAAGGAUUGUUUGAUUUAAAGAAUGGCUUGGAGGAAAGGAAGAGAGACAGAUGAGUUUAAGGAG